AUGUAUUAUUACAAUUAAAGAAUACCAGUUCCAUUACAAAGAAUAGAAUUCAAACAUAUUCUUUCUGGUUUAUAAAAGCAUUCAUAAAGUUAGGAUGAAAUAAAAUAAAAGCCUAAAGAAACUAGAAAGUAUUGAUCAAUAAGCAUAUAAAAAGAAAAAUAAAAAAACCUGAAGUAAAAUUCUUAUAGGACUUAUAAAGAAAUGAGACUUGUGACUACCAAGCAUUAUAAACAUCGGAUACAAUAUGGGAUGAUAGAAUAUUAUAAAAAUUGGAGAAAUUGAAGAAGCAGCCUAAUGAAUUCUUUUAAAAAAUUCCAAAAGAUCCAAUAACAUUAAUGAAUUCAUCUAAAAUAAACAAAUUCUUUGAAAUUAAAUUAUUAGCAUAAUCAAAAGAAGAUGCAUAAAAAGUUUCAAGAGAAUCAUAAAGAUAAUUGAAUUAAAUAUAAGAGGUGGCAGUUAAAGAGUUAUUGAAUAAGUAUCCACAUUAAUUCAAUUUUACAGCAUCUGCAGAUGCAAGAAAGAAAAAAGAAGUAUUGGACACAAAAGAUAAAUAUAUGAAAAUAUUUUUUAUUAGAAAUUGUUCUACAAGUAUGAGUAAAUGUAAAAUGAAUAAUAAAUAAUUACAUAAUAGUGAGGAUUCAUAAAAAUAUAUUGAGAAUUAAGAAUAAAUAUAAGAAAGAAAGAAGAAUAAAAGCAAUUUAUCAUUUUGUACAUGGAGUAAAUUAUAAGAAUUAGAAUGUCCAGGAUAUUGUAAUUUCAUAAAAUAAUUGGCAAUUAAAAAUAAAUUAUAGCAGAGUUGUUCUUAAUAGAAAAGUAAUUGUUAUAAUUUAGAAAAUGAAUGAUUGAAUUAAUAAAUUUAUUAUUUUUGUUAAUAUUGUAAUUAAUUAAUUUCUAUAGUAAUGGAGGAUAAGUGCAAGUUACAUUAGAAAGACUUUACCUACAUGUAAAUUCAUAUUAUUAAGAGACAGUUGCAUACAUCCAGAUUGUUUUAAAUAUAAACGAUUAUGUAAUGAUUGCAAAGUGAAUCAUGAAAGUAGACAUAAAAAGAAUUAAAUAUAUUAAAAUAAAUAGUUCACAAUAACAAUAUAAGAAUGUAAAUAAUAAGUGGAGAAGAAUUUGAAUAUGGUAAAAGAGGAAUUGGAAUUAGCGGAGAAUAGAGCAGCAAAUGCAUUAAUAACAUCAGUUAAUAGCAAUAUUGAUGAGAUUAUUUUAGAAAUAGAAUCAAUAAGAUAAUAGAUUCAUAAAUUAUUUGACAAAUAUAUCUAAGGAUUGAGAGAUAAAUUUGAAUAUAAAGUAAAAUAGAGUAUUCAUGCUUUAUAUGAUCAAAUCUAAGGUUAAUUAACAUAAAUUAGAUAAUUUUAAAAUGAUAUCAAUUCAAUUGAUACUCAAAAGAAAGUGAUGUCUACAGAUUUGGAUUAUUAAGUAUAAUAUCAGAAAAAUAGAUUGGAAUCACUUAUAUAUUAAAGAGCUAAUUAAAAAUUUUAUGGUAGAAUAGAUGAUGAUGUAGCCUUACAUUUUAUUGGAGUGAUUUAGAAAGAAUUAGAAUAAUUAGUGAUAUAUGAAAAAAAUAAGUUAAGUUCUUAAAUUGAGAGUCUUAAUUAAAUGACUCUAUAGGCACAAUAAACUAAAUAGAAAUCUAUUAAGAAUUUCUAAAAGUUUUUAAGUUAUGCUCCUGAAAAAUUAGAUGAAAUGAAAAAUACAAUUUAAGGUACUUAAGAAUAUUCAUUUUAUCGAUCAUGGUUACAUUAUUUUGAACCUGGAACUAAAUUUUUGUAUUAUUUAGAUUUAAAACAAUAAAAUCCAUAAAUAACAAAAGUUGAACUUGAAAUUGAUUUUCUUAUAUCUUAAGGUAGUAGAUCUAUUUUGGCAUCAGAUGGUUAAAUAUAUUAUUUUUCAGGAUAUGAUAAUGGUUAAAAUGAUGAUGAAAAUAAAACUAUUUAUUAAUAUGAUCAUCCAUAAUUAUCAUUCAUUAAAAAGACUAGAAUGUAUACUCUAAGAAAGAACUUUUCAUUAUCUUGUACAGUAGAUAAAGAUAUAUUUAUUAUUGGAGGUUAAAAUUAUAAAGAAGGUUGUUUAGCUAAAUGUGAAAAAUAUAAUAUAAAUACUAAUUAAAUUACAUUAAUUAAGUAUAAUUUAAUUAAUAAUUAUAAGUCAUUUAACAGAGUUAUCAACUUUACAUUCAACAUGUACAUAUAAUAAUAAAUUAAUUGUUAAAUUUGGUGGUUUAAUUGCUAAUACUGAAGGUGAAGAUUUAAGAAAAUAAUGUUAAGGCUUAUUAGAAUUGUAUUUUAUAGAAUAAGAUUGUUGGGAAAGAGUAGAAAACACUACUAAUCAUACAUAAUAUCCAUUACAUACUAUUUUAUCUACUUCUAUUUAAAUUCUUAAUUCUAAUAUGAUAUAUAUAUUUGGUGGUUAAAUACUAUAAAAAUAAUCAUUUUAAACUAUUAAUCAAGGAUUUAUGAUUCAAAUUGAAGAAGAAGAAGAAUUUGAUUAAGAUUAGAUAAGUAUUUUAAUAUUUAUUAUUACUUUAGAAUUUUAACCUAAAUUAUAUUAUUAACUUUAACAUCCUAUUCCAUAAUAAGCAUAUUUUCUAACAUAACCUAUUUAUUAUUCUAAUAAAAUAAUGUGUCUUUUAAAAGAUGAUCAAAUGAUCAGGUCUUGUUAUGAUAAAAAUAAAUGGAAAACAUUUUGA
Messenger RNA from Paramecium pentaurelia, 2692 nucleotides. Lineage: Eukaryota; Ciliophora; Oligohymenophorea; Peniculida; Parameciidae. The record is from the annotation of a GenBank genome assembly.